Messenger RNA from Aureococcus anophagefferens, 2019 nucleotides. RefSeq lists its product as hypothetical. The record is from RefSeq and is a predicted model, not a curated record. Gene Ontology annotation, molecular function: DNA-binding transcription factor activity; sequence-specific DNA binding. NCBI's taxonomy places the organism in Eukaryota, Pelagophyceae, Pelagomonadales, Pelagomonadaceae. The transcript is spliced from 4 exons. Gene Ontology annotation, biological process: regulation of DNA-templated transcription. The coding region runs from base 1 to 2019 and encodes 672 amino acids.
AUGGCCUUGCGGAGCCUCACGAUCUCGUCGAAGGCGUCCUUCUCGCUGAGGACGUCGGACGCGUCGAGCGGCGCCGUGCACAUGAUGCUCAGCAUGCCGUCGGCCUCCUCGAUCUUCGGCGUCCGCUCCACGGACGUCGCGCCGCCCAUGGCGCAGGGCUACGCGGCGUCGGCCGCGCCGCCGGCGGUCGAAGACACCAUGAAGCGCGAGGCCGCGCCGGAGCCCGUCGCCAUGGCGCACAUCGUCGGCGAGGUCAUCAAGAGCGACGGCGAGGGCGCCUUCGUCCUCCAGGGCCGCUGGGCCUUCGAGGAGCACAAUCUCGACUCGCGGCACGCGCUGCAGGCGGUUUACAACAUGAUCCCGCAGCCGCAGAGCGCCACGGACGGCACCUCCUACAUCUUCAAGGGCGGGCGCGCCGCGGCGUUCCAGAACUACGUCCCCGAGGGCGAGGCGGAGACGAAGGACGCGGGGGGCUUCGUCGUCGACAGCAUGACCCUGUUCUUCAAGAAGAAGGGCCCGAAGCGCUACGACGUCGCGGGCGUCGGCCGCUCCGAGUUCGUCGACUACGAGGUCCGCGGGACGCAGGAGGGCAAGACGCUGCGGCUCGCGCGCUACGCGACGCGGCCCCCGAAGAAGCCCCGGCCCGCGCGGCAGGCCAAGGCCAAGCUCGCGCCGCCGCCGGCGGCCGCCGCGCCGCCGGCCGCCGAGGCGCCGCGCGACAUCGCGGACCUCCGCAGCGCCCUCGAGGCGCACGCCGCCGCGGCGCCGCUGCCCGCCCGGGCCAAGGCCGCGGUGGCGCCGGCCGCGCCGGCGCCGCGGCCCGCGCCGCGCGACUUCAACGCGAAAGGCGGCGCGGCGUUCCCGGCGGCGCUCUACGACGCCGUCGACUCGAACGGCGGCGUGGCCGACGGGGACGUCGUGGGCUGGAGCGAGGACGGCGACGCGUUCGUCGUCCGGAACAUCGGGCGCUUCUGCGACGAGGUGCUGCCCUCGCGCUUCGGCCUCGACCGCUGGAAAUUCCAGUCCUUCUACGACAAGCUGCACAACCGCGGCUUCAAGCGCGUCGAGGGCCUCAUGUACUCCUACUCGCACGAGCACUUCCGGCGCGGCAAGCCGGGCCUGCUCCAGUCCAUCAAGGUCAUCAAAGGCAUCAAAGGGAAGCGCCCGAAGGCGGUCGACGCGGCGCCGCCGGCCGCCGAGCGGCCGCGGCCCGCGAAGCAGGCGCGGCGCGCGGCCGCGGCCGCGGUCGAGGCCGCGGCGCCCGUCGAGGCCGCGGCGCCCGCGGCGCCCGUCGACCGCGCGGCCCUCGCGCAGCUCCACGAGUGGCUCGCGGGCGCGACGAGCGAGGACCUCGAGGCGCACCUCAAGGCGCACCUCGACGGCGCGAGCGCGCCGGGCUCGGACGUCGUCGACGCCUUCAUCGGGCUCGUCGACGCGCUCGACGAGUCGAGGGACCUCAAGCGCGGCUACGAGGUCGCGCUCAACAACGACGUCUGCCGCCAGCUCCUGGAGACGGACGCCGCGCCGCCGCCGGCCGAGCCGGAGGACGCGCCGAUGGCCGAGGAGGACGCGCCGCCGGCCGAGGACGGCGCCGCGCCGCCGGCCGAGGACGCGCCGCCGCCGCCGGCCGAGGACGCCGCGCCGCCGGCCGAGCCGGAGGACGCGCCGAUGGCCGAGGAGGACGCGCCGCCGGCCGAGGACGCCGCGCCGCCGCCGGCCGAGGACGACGCGCCGCCGCCGGCCGAGGAGGACGCGCAACUUUUCAAGGAGAUCGAGCCACGCGUCUUCUAUCCGCCGACGUUCUUUGCUCUGCGCGAUGCGCCGCCGCCGGCCGAGCCGGAGGACGACGAGCCCUCGACGGAGGUGCCCUGGACGGAGGCGGCCGCCGCGCCGGCGGCGGCCGAGGAGAGCCCGCUCCGGGCCAUCCGGUCCGCGUGCUCGGACCUCCAGGCGCAGCUCGGCGCCAUGAUCGCGUCCUUCGACGACUUGGACGCCGCGCCCCUGACGCUGUCCCUCUAG